CAUUUAACCCAACAUGUAGAUCGACCUGCCCACCUAUAAAUUGGGGCACCAGAUUAAUUCCAACAUUUCAGUUUUGGGUCUGCCCACUACCAUCCCAGGUCCUUGUUGCCGGCGCCUUCCUUGAUUACGUGCCGUGGUUGAAAAGAGAGGAAAUGGCGAGGAAGAAGAUCAGAGAGUAUGAUUCCAAGAGAUUGUUGAAGGAGCAUUACAAGAGAAUUUCUGGAUCCGAUUUGGAAAUCAAAUCUGCUCAAGUCAACGAGUCGACUGAUUUCAAUGAGCUAGUCAAUAAGGAGCCAUGGCUGUCAUCAACAAGACUCGUUGUCAAACCGGAUAUGUUGUUUGGAAAACGUGGAAAAAGUGGUCUUGUUGCUCUGAACCUUGACUUGGCUGGAGUCGCUGUUUUUGUUAAAGAAAGACUCGGCAAGGAGGUUGAGAUGGGCGGUUGUAAGGGACCGAUCACUACAUUCAUUGUCGAACCGUUUGUUCCACAUAAUGAGGAAUACUACCUAAACAUUGUCUCCGAGAGGCUUGGGGUUAGUAUUAGCUUUUCGGAAUGUGGAGGGAUUGAGAUUGAAGAGAAUUGGGACAAGGUGAAAACUAUCUUUCUGCCGACUGGUUUGUCAUUUACGUCUGAGGUGUGUGCUCCGCUCGUGGCAACGCUUCCCCUGGAGGUUAAACCUGUGAUCGAGGAGUUCAUCAAAGUUAUCUAUGCUUUGUUCAUUGAUCUCGACUUCACUUUCCUUGAGAUGAAUCCUUUUACGUUGGUCGAUGGAAAGCCUUAUCCUUUGGAUAUGAGAGGCGAGCUUGACGACACUGCUGCCUUUAAGAACUUCAAAAAAUGGGGAAAUAUUGAAUUCCCGUUGCCAUUCGGAAGAGUCAUGAGUGCAACAGAAAGCUUUAUUCACGGUCUUGAUGAGAAGACGAGCGCUUCUUUGAAGUUCACUGUCUUGAACCCGAAGGGCCGAAUUUGGACAAUGGUUGCUGGUGGAGGCGCAAGUGUCAUCUAUGCAGAUACUGUUGGAGAUCUCGGGUAUGCGUCCGAGCUCGGGAACUAUGCAGAAUACAGUGGCGCCCCUAAUGAAGAGGAGGUCUUGCAGUAUGCUCGAGUUGUUAUUGAUUGUGCGACGGCAGAUCCCGACGGCAAGACGAGAGCCCUCGUAAUUGGAGGUGGAAUAGCCAACUUCACCGAUGUUGCCGCCACAUUCAACGGCAUUAUCCGGGCUCUAAAAGAAAAGGAGGCGAAGCUCAAGGCUGCAAGAAUGCAUCUGUACGUGAGGCGAGGAGGGCCGAAUUACCAAAAGGGCCUUGCAAGAAUGCGAACUCUGGCGGAAGAAAUCGGUGUCCCUAUUGAGGUUUAUGGACCUGAGGCAACCAUGACUGGGAUAUGCAAACAGGCCAUAGACUGCAUCAGUGCUGCUGCUUGAACUUGAAGAUGAUGGAAACGCAUUCUAUUGCACUUGCUGAUUUACCUAUCCUGUCCUAUCCUCUUUUUACUUUUGUUUUCUGCUCAAUGUCCCUUCCUUUCUUUCUUAUAAUUGACAAAUAAACAUUUUGUUGCUAGGUACAUGUACUACUGUAUUUCAUUAGACCUUUUAAAGUCACAAUCUAGACCCUUUAUUUCGUUA
Messenger RNA from Andrographis paniculata, 1625 nucleotides. RefSeq names its product ATP-citrate synthase alpha chain protein 1. The record is from RefSeq and is a predicted model, not a curated record. Gene Ontology annotation, cellular component: succinate-CoA ligase complex. Lineage: Eukaryota; Viridiplantae; Streptophyta; Magnoliopsida; Lamiales; Acanthaceae. The coding region runs from base 153 to 1424 and encodes 423 amino acids. The transcript is spliced from 13 exons. Gene Ontology annotation, molecular function: succinate-CoA ligase (ADP-forming) activity. Gene Ontology annotation, biological process: succinyl-CoA metabolic process; tricarboxylic acid cycle.